Messenger RNA from Oryctolagus cuniculus (rabbit), 1740 nucleotides. The record is from RefSeq and is a predicted model, not a curated record. Lineage: Eukaryota; Metazoa; Chordata; Mammalia; Lagomorpha; Leporidae.
GAGAAAAGCUCAAUGAGAAAGGCACCUAUAAACAAUUCCCAAAAGUUUGAACAAAGCUUUACAGGAAGAGCAUAAAUACACUAAACAAAUUGUCCUGUUAAUUGUUCAGUCUAUUCUUCAGGGCUUCACUGUCAGACACUUGAGGGUUGUGGGGAAUUGAAAUUCCAAAGAACUCCCUCUGGGUGAGGGAAGUGGGGGUGGGGGAGCUGUUUUGUUCCUGGCUGAUGUAACAGCACCAAAACAUUAACCAAGAUGCUCCAAGUUGGACUGCAACUCCCUGAUGACACACAGCAAUGAUAAUGUGCCUGUGACAUCUGCACAUGACAGACUUAAUGAGGAGGACAGAGACAUCACAAAGUUGGAAUAUAGGCAAUAAAUAUAAACGCAAAGCAAGCAGGGAUUACCAUGCAUGUAUACAUUCCAUUAUUUACAAAGUGCAUUUCUGCUAAUAAUUCUUAAUGUGCCUCAGAGAAACUGUGGAUCUCAUUUUGUAAAUUUCAUCAUCAAGAAACAGGCAGCAAGAAAACAUGAAAACUGACCAAAACUGUGAAUCACUUGAGGGGCAAGACCAAGAUGGCAUGGCCCAAUGGAUAAUCUUAUUUCAGGAAAAGGAAGCAGCUGUUUAUUCUCUCUGCUGAAGUCAGUUUAGCUGCAAAGGGGAUUAGUAAUCAAUAAUUGGCAUGGAGACAGAGUAUUCCAACCAGACCAUGGUCAGCUACUUUUACCUCGAAGGUCUGAUGUACACUGCUGACCAUCCCAGCCUCUUUUUUCUCCUCUUCCUCCUCAUCUAUACCAUCACAGUAACUGGAAAUCUCCUUAUUCUCAUCAUUGUGGGCUCUGACACUUACCUGCAGUCUCCCAUGUACCACUUCCUGGGGCACCUCUCCUUCCUGGAUGCGUGUUUGUCUACAGUGACAGUGCCCAAGGUCAUGGCAGGCUUGCUGACUCUGGAUGGAAAGGUGAUCUCCUUUGAGGGCUGUGCCAUGCAGCUGUACUGCUUCCACUUCCUGGCCAGCACUGAGUGCUUCCUGUAUACAGUCAUGGCCUAUGACCGUUACCUGGCUAUUUGCCAGCCCCUGCACUACCCAGUGGCCAUGAACAGGCAGGUGUGUGCCAGGCUGGCUGGCAUCACUUGGGCCAUAGGGGCCACACACUCUGCAAUUCAUACCUCUCUGACUUUCCACCUGCUCUACUGUGGUCCUCACCACAUUGCUUACUUCUUUUGUGAUAUCCCCCCGGUGUUGAAGCUGGCCUGUGCAGACACCACCACCAAUGAGCUUGUCAUGCUUGCCAACAUUGGCAUUGUGGCUGCUGGCUGCCUGAUCUUCAUUGUCAUAUUGUACGUCUUCAUCAUGGCAGCUGUGCUGUGCAUCCACACAGCAGAGGGCCGGCAGCGGGCCUUCUCCACCUGCACUGCCCACCUCACAGUGGUGCUGCUCUACUACGUGCCCCCUGUCUGUAUCUACCUGCAGCCAAGCUCUGGUGGGGCAGGAGCUGGGGCUCCUGCUGUCUUCUACACAAUCAUCACUCCAAUGCUCAACCCUUUCAUUUACACGCUAAGGAACAAAGAGGUGAAGCGGGCCCUGGGAAGGCUGUUGUGCCAAGUCCCUGGAGAUCAUCCAGCAGGUGGCCAACCCCCAUAACCUGAGCUGUAAGUCUCUUACUUCGCCAGCAAAGAAGGCAAGAAUCAACCGUAUAUUUAAAUGAGUAGAGAAACGAGUUCAAGUAUAAGUCAGAAUG